UAGUCCAAUACCUAUACUGAUCCAACUUACACAAAUAAACAAACAAAAAGAGAGAUAAACAAUCAAUAAGGUAAGACAUAAAACUCAAUGCAUGGUUCGGUUUCCAAUCCCAACUGCCAAUCCCAUCUUCCCUCCAAAUUCCUCCAACUGUAAUUCAAAUUUCAUUUCCAAAAAGCACCAAUGCCUCACUCUUCUCAAGCUCUGCUCCUCAGCCCAGCAGCUCUUUCAAAUCCAUGCUCAAAUCAUAGUCUCUGGCCUCCACAGAGACAGCUUCCUCUUAAGCGAACUCAUCCGGUUCUGCACUUUGUCUCCCUCGAAAAACUUGCGUUAUGCGCGGUCGAUUCUCUAUGGUUUCGAUGAUUCGACGCCUUUGCCGUGGAACAUUGUCAUCAGGGGAUAUGCCUCGAGUGAUUCUCCGAAAGAGGCGAUAUGGGUAUUUCUUGGAAUGCGAAGGCGAGGAAUUAGACCCAAUAAACUCACGUUUCCGUUCCUUUUCAAGGCGUGCGCGGCGGUUACGGCGGUUAAGGAAGCGAGGCAGGUUCAUGGGGAGAUUGUGAAGUGUGGUUUGGACUCUGAUGUGUAUGUUCAGAACAGUUUGAUCAGUGCAUAUGGGUGUUGUAAGAGGAUUUCGGAUGCGUGUAGGGUGUUUGAUGAAAUGUCUGUGAGAACGGUUGUUUCUUGGAAUGCUGUAAUAACUGCUUGUGUUGAGAACAUGUGGUUUGAUGAUGGGAUGUGUUAUUUUUUAAAGAUGAGGGAUUUUGGUUUUGAGCCGGAUGAGACCACUAUGGUGGUUAUGCUUUCUGCGUGUGCUGAGCUUGGAAACUUGAGCUUAGGGAGAUGGGUUCAUUCCCUAGUUAUUGUGAGAGGGAUGGUUUUGAAUUUUCAAUUGGGUACUGCCCUUGUCGACAUGUAUGCAAAAUCUGGAGAUGUAGAUUAUGCGUGGUUGGUGUUUGAUAGAGUGCAAGAGAAAAAUGUUUGGACAUGGAGUGCAAUGAUUCUGGGGCUAGCUCAACAUGGGUUUGCUAAGGAAGCUCUUGAUCUUUUCUUAAAGAUGAUGUAUAACUCAUCAAUACGUCCGAAUUAUGUCACCUUUCUUGGGGUCCUUUGUGCUUGUAGCCAUGCAGGACUAGUGGAUGAUGGGUAUCGAUACUUUCAUGAUAUGGAGCAUGUGCAUAAAAUUAAACCCAUGAUGAUACAUUAUGGUGCAAUGGUGGAUAUAUUGGGCCGUGCUGGCCAACUCAAGGAGGCUUAUGCUUUUAUAAUAAACAUGCCUAUGGAACCCGACCCAAUUAUAUGGAGGACUUUGCUUAGUGCGUGCAGCAUUCAUUAUGUUAAUGACAAAGAUGGGGUGGGAGAUAAGGUGAAGAAGAAGUUGCUUGAAUUGGAGCCAAGGAGAGGUGGGAAUUUUGUGAUGGUUGCAAACAUGUAUUCUGAAGUUGGGAUGUGGGAGAAAGCAGCAGAUGUGAGGAGGAUUAUGAAAGCUGGGAGGUUGAAGAAAAUGGCGGGAGAGAGUUGUGUGAAUUUAGGUGGAUCCAUCCAUAGGUUCUUUUCUGGAUAUGAUGAUCAAGCUGAUUAUGGGGUUAUCUACCAGUUAUUAGAUGGGCUGAGCUUGCACAUGAAGAUGAUUAACUUAUUGUAAUUGAAAUUGCUUUUCAUGAUGCUGUUCUAUUGCAGAAUGUGGAAACUGGAUUUGCACAACCUCUGAUUUUCCAUGAAUUUUUCUUUUUAGUAA
Messenger RNA from Quercus lobata, 1732 nucleotides. RefSeq names its product Pentatricopeptide repeat (PPR) superfamily protein. Gene Ontology annotation, biological process: RNA modification. NCBI's taxonomy places the organism in Eukaryota, Viridiplantae, Streptophyta, Magnoliopsida, Fagales, Fagaceae. The coding region runs from base 92 to 1639 and encodes 515 amino acids. Gene Ontology annotation, molecular function: RNA binding; protein binding. The transcript has a single exon. The record is from RefSeq and is a predicted model, not a curated record.